Molecule: messenger RNA, 1570 nt
Organism: Solanum dulcamara
Lineage: Eukaryota; Viridiplantae; Streptophyta; Magnoliopsida; Solanales; Solanaceae
Product: splicing factor U2af small subunit B-like
Exons: 6
Coding region: 211-1140 (309 amino acids)
Biological process (GO): mRNA splicing, via spliceosome
Cellular component (GO): U2AF complex; spliceosomal complex
Molecular function (GO): metal ion binding; pre-mRNA 3'-splice site binding
Source: RefSeq, a predicted model, not a curated record
AUGUGCAGAAGAUCUUAAGUCUUCCCCCUUAACCACUCGGGCAAACCACCCUAUUGUUCUUCCAACUUUCCUCUACUUCAUCUAAUACAAAACUAUUGUGUAGAACUUUCCAGAACCUUCUUCAUCAUCGUCCCGUUCCAUAUAUUUUCUCUACAUCUUCAUCUCAACAAUCCCAGAAGAAAAGGAACUUUCCAGAAUCCCAAAUUCGUAAUGGCAGAGCACUUAGCUUCAAUUUUCGGUACUGAAAAAGAUAGAGUGAAUUGCCCUUUCUAUUUCAAGAUCGGUGCUUGUAGACAUGGCGAUCGAUGUUCGAGGCUUCAUACGAAACCCAGUAUUAGUCCUACUAUUCUCCUUUCAAAUAUGUAUCAAAGACCUGAUUCAAUUACACCUGGUGUUGAUGCUCAAGGACAACCCAUUGAUCCUCGCAAAAUCCAGGAACAUUUUGAGGAUUUUUAUGAAGACUUGUUUGAAGAACUGAACAAGUAUGGAGAGAUUGAGAGCCUGAAUAUUUGUGACAAUCUGGCUGAUCACAUGGUUGGUAAUGUUUAUGUUCAGUUUAGAGAGGAAGAACAGGCUGCAAAUGCACUGAAGAAUCUUACUGGGAGAUUCUAUGCCGGAAGGCCCAUCAUUGUUGAUUUCUCUCCUGUGACUGAUUUUCGUGAAGCCACCUGUCGACAGUACGAGGAAAAUGUCUGCAACCGCGGUGGAUACUGCAACUUUAUGCACCUCAAAAAGAUCAGCAGGGAAUUGCGACGUCAGUUGUUUGGAAGGUAUAGAAGGCGGCAUAGCAGAAGCAGGAGCCGAAGUCCUUAUAGGCAUCGCAGCCAUGAAGAGCGCUCUCACAGGAGUCAUAGUAGAAAGUAUGAUGAAAGGGAUCAUUAUUAUGAGAGUCGGAGCAGGAGGAAUCGAAGUACAAGCCCUGAACACAGGAGGGGUAGGAGCAGGAGUCCUGGUAGCAGGAGAGACCGAAGUCCAGUUAGGGAUGGCAGUGAAGAGAGGCGUGCAAGAAUAGAGCAGUGGAACCGGGAAAAAGAACAGGCAGAACUUGCUAAUAGGACUAAUGCAGACAGUAAUUACAAAAAUGAAAGCAAUGAGAAUGGAUCUGCUCAAAACCAAGAUCAGUAUUAUAAUCAGCAAUGACAAGGAAGUGCAUAUGGAUAACUAAUGAAAAUAUCGUGCUGGUUGUGGAGCCAAGUCAGAGGGUAUAUACCAACAGGUUUGAUUUCUCAGGCAUUUGCAGAAUUGCAGGGGACGAGAGAAGAAUGACCGAGCUGCAGCUGGAGAUGACAAUGUUCAAAUUCUUAUUCCUUUCUUCUUCUUUUUUUUAGGGUAAUGCAACUUAGGAAGAUGGAACUGCUAGUUUUGCAUUCUCCAGACUAGUGUUUGCUAUUAUGUAUGGUGGUGAACUUGUAUGAGACCUAUUAAAGGUUGUGGAUGCUUUAGUCUGUGACUUUUCUGGAAGUCAAUCUUGAUAUUGUUUAGGUAUUUUAGAUUUUACUUCUUGAUUUUGGCUUGUGCUAUGUGUACGUAUGCAUUGCAUUUUUAUCAACUUCCCAAAUUAGACAACUGA